AUCUGUAGAGUUCAUCUUUCAGGAGCUGUCCUCACACACUCAGCUUGUCCUACAGAUCUACAGACCUCACUGUGGCCAGCACCCUGGGACUAACCCUGCUGCUGCCUGGAUGCGGUGGUCUCCUAUGUCAUCCUGUGGCUCUUUGUGUCUCCAUGGAUCCCAGCACCUCCACCCCUUUACCAUCAACGUCCUGCCCUCCUCCCCAGCAGUGGUGCCCCUUCCUGGGCCGCUGCCUGCCCCUAGCCAGCCCCUGCCACCCUGGAUCCUGUGCCAACUGUACCCAGGCAGACACUCUGCCACCCGGGGCGCUGCGUCCCAGCUACAGCCUGGUGGAUGAGGUGGUGGUUACACUGCCUGCUGGACCUGUUACACACAUACUGGUGAGGGAGCGUGUCGAGGACCUGCUGGUCUCCCCCGGCGACAUCAUCGGCCUGCAGCACGACGCUGGCCCCGCCUCCCUGCUCCGCUGCGACCCUUCACCCCAGUCGCCGUGGCGACAGCCAAUCCUGGCCCUCAACCAAUCUGACUGGCUGUGGGCCAACUCCAACCAAUCAGAAGGUUCCGUGGACCUGGACCAGAGCGUUGAAAUAACCCUGGAGGAUGUUCGAGGAGGAGUCUGGGCUGCGGACGUGGUCUGCCCGAUCAGGGUGCUCUACGUUGGGCAUAGUGAGACCCAGCUACAGGGGUCCCAGCUCUCCUCCGGCCUCCCCCAGCCGGGGCUCUAUAGCCUGGAGGUGACCUCCGACGACCCUGCCUUCCCCGUCAUGGCGUCAUGUCCCAUCCGCGUGGUCCCUCCCCUGGGCCUCACCGUCCUCCACCCCCCCUCUCAGAACGGAACCUACUACUUCAGGCCCAACCAGACGGUGGUUCUGCUCCGGGUCCACUCUCAGUACGGAGCCAAAGCCCACUGGCAGGGAAGCAACCAGAGUGUCCUCUUCCAGGACCACUGCCCCCCUGACUUCCUGCCCACUGUGGGGGAGUGUAGAGGGGCAGGCAGGGCAGGAGAACCAGGGAGAGGCGGGGGGAACCAGAGCCACAGUCUGUUUGCGGUGAUAGAUCUGGGGCUCGGGGAGGAGAGGGGGCCGGUGGUGGUGAAUCUGUCAGCACACAGCGAGGUGACGGAGGCCAGUCUCAGCCUGUUGGUCGGGGUGGAGGAACCUCUGAGAGGUCUGGUGGUCCAGCCUCAUCCCAGACACAGAGUCCUCAUGGAAUCAGUCGUGAGCUAUACUGCUGCUGUAGAGGGAGGUUCCAGCCCAACCUUUAAAUGGACAGUGGAUGAUAAGCCCUACUUCACCUACUACAACACCGUGCUGAACAUCAUAUACCAGAACCCAGCUGUCUACAAACUAUCGGUGACGGCGAUGAACCAUGUGAGCAACCUGACGGACCACUUCAACGUGACGGUCGACCGUAUGAACCCCAUGGUCAACCUCACGGUCACCGGCGUGCCUGGCGUGGUCACGCAGGGCUCGGACCAGUUCCUGACCACCUCCGUGGUCCUGGAUGUGUCCGUGGACGCCACCUUCCGGUGGUCGUUUGGAGACGGAGGUUACCAGGAAUAUGACUUUAAACCUCCCUACAACACCUCCCUGUACCCUCCCCUACCAGACUCCCCUACACAGGUGCUCCUGCCCAACAAAGUCAAGUACAAGUACCAACAGCCAGGAGUGUACACCGUCCUGGUGUCUGUGUCUAACCAUUACGAGAACAGGACCCAGCGCAUCGACAUGCACGUAUACAGUGUCCUUACCCACGUCGACAUAGAAACAGAGCCCCGCCUCCUCCAGGCCGGCCAACCAGCAGCUUUUGAGGCUCACGCCUUGCCCUCGGCCUAUGGCAUCGUCUAUACGUGGGAUUUUGCCGAUGGCUCCGCCUCCAGAGAGGGGCCUCAACGUCGCGUCAACCACACCUACGGGGUCGGCCACAGUGGCGUCCAUAAUGUGUGUGUGUCCGUGAAUAAUACCAUCAGCUGGACGAAGGCCUGCGCUGAGAUGUUGGUGUACGAGGAGAUUAAAGGGUUAACGGCGACCUCCUCCGCCCCGACCGAGCUCAACACCCGACGACGGUCUCUGCACACCUGCAGGCAGGGUAACAACGUCACCUGGAGCUUCGACAUGGGCGACGUGUCCAUGGUGACGACGGCGGGUUCCGAGGUUCCGCACACCUACGUGAAAGACGGGAACUACACGGUGAAUGUGACGGCACGGAAUGCGGUGAGCGCCCGCUGGACCCUGGUACCUGUCCAGGUGUUCGUGCUGCAGGUGGUGAGGCUGGAGCCGGCGGGCUGUGUCCGGGAGCUGACCCAGGUCGACUUCCAGGCCUUCGUUUCGGGGAAUGCCUCCUCUCACCUGUAUGAGUGGAGCUUCGGGGACGGGACCCCCAACCAGACACACCUGGGCAGCCCCAGGAUCAGCCACUCCUACGGGGGCAGCGGGGACUACCACCUCUCCCUGCUGCUGUCCAGCGGCGUCAACAAGGCCAACUUCUUUGCGUGGGUUUGUGUCCAGCCGGCGGUGUCCAAUGUGACCCUGACCCCAGAGAAGUGCAACUUCAGACUGGGGGAGGAGAGCCGGUUCAGGGCCAGCGCCCGGCCAGACUUCGACUACACCUACCUAUGGGAUUUUGGGGUGAUUGAGGACUCUACACCUGUUCAGGGCCAUAAGGACAUGGUGUUCACCUAUAAAACCCUGGUCAGUACCUGUAACGACAGCGUCCUGAUUCAGAUCCAGCGGCCGGUAGGACUGGUCCUGAUCCAACAUAACGGGACUAGAUCCAAUAACCUGACUCUGAGGGAGGUGUACCUCUUCACCACCUCAUCGCUGGCGCCUGCCAGCCUCUACACCUGGGAUUUUGGCGACGGAACGCCCCUCGCCCCCGGCCCGAACGCGACACACGCCUACAACGUCUCUGGAGUCUUCAAUGUCACGCUGACGGCUGCGAACCCGGUGAGCAGCAACCACACCUGCGUUGCCGUGGCGGUCCUGGCACCCAUCCGCGGCCUGGUGGUCACGCUGAUCGGGUCAACGUCCCCAUAA
Oncorhynchus kisutch (coho salmon) is the source of this 3035-nucleotide messenger RNA. Its product is annotated as polycystin-1. Lineage: Eukaryota; Metazoa; Chordata; Actinopteri; Salmoniformes; Salmonidae. The transcript is spliced from 10 exons. Gene Ontology annotation, biological process: calcium ion transport. The coding region runs from base 153 to 3035 and encodes 960 amino acids. The record is from RefSeq and is a predicted model, not a curated record. Gene Ontology annotation, molecular function: monoatomic cation channel activity. Gene Ontology annotation, cellular component: plasma membrane.